GCCCAAACGUUACCGCCCAAAGAACGUAAACGCGGAAAUGUGCAAAAUAACUUAACAAAAUUAAAUUAAUUACCUAAAAAAAAAUCAAAAACAAUAUUUUGUGAAUUUUUAAACUUAUCUCUAAUUGUUCAAGUCCUUCAUUACCUAAACCAGCCAGCUUCGUGCCUCCCUAGUGAAAAGUACCAAUUUUGAAAAUGUUCCUCUCACCAAGUGUUUGUGUAGUUCUACCAGUGUUAAAUAGUGAUUGUUGAAACUUAAUGUGGAGUUUAGAAUGUAGGCAAGAUGAGGAGAUGGCAUGCGGUGUGGUGUUUCCUCAUUUGGAUGAUGCCGAUGCCGACAGAAAACUUUCGGACGCAAGAGUUGAGUUUGAUACCUCCGAAGAUCCAACCAACGCCAAAAACGCAGACUCAGAAAGUGGACCUCCCGAAAGUUAUUCCGAAUUCGAUUUCGGAGUUUUUCGGGCAGACGAAAAUGGAGAGUCCAGCUACCACCGUGACUACUACUGCUGUAGAUGAUGUCCAAGUUUUGGACGUCACUACAAGGGGGGUGACUGUCAGUUUGGCUUAUUCAGAAGACCCGGAGCCGCCAGACUUGCAGUAUCCAGUACAGCACGCUGGUCUGCCGCAGAAGCUGGAGGUGUUCCCGCUGCCGCUGAAGAACUCAGACCAUGAGCUCAACUUCAACGUGUCCUGGAUACCUUCCAGAGGCGGGGCCGCUAGGGACUAUUCUCUGGAGGUGCGCAGUGUGACGGAUACAAUUGAUUGUCACUCGCCCAUGUGCUACGAAUAUAACAUUCCUGGGGAGGCGACAUGGUGGUUAAUACCAGCCUUCUCGAACAACGUGGCCGAGACAUGUGCAGUGCGCCCCGGCUGCGCUUACAUGGUGAGGCUCAUCGCACACCCGUGGGACGGACAUACUUCUGCUAACCUACAUGUCGAGUUGGAUGAAUGUGUGGUAGGUGUAUGCUCUUGCGCACACUCGCCCCGCCUCCCGGCGCCGGUCGUGUCCGCCGAAACAGUUACUGUUCAGGGCGAGAUGUUCGCCAAUGUGAGCUGGACUCUGCCGUUGCCGAGCUAUCCUCAAAGACUGCCUUCUGCUAAGUUGGGCAAGCAGAGCUAUAUUGUCAGUCUUGGCAAACAAAUGGUCUCGGACGCCCAUCCGUCACCAUGGUUUGCAAACACCAUUACUCGACACGUGGACACCGAUGGGUUCGUGUCAGAAGGUGACUCAACCCGUUGGUUGCUCCUACCAGUGAGCGACCGCAGUGUCGAGCGGAGCGACGACCGCAGCGGAGAGCGGACAAAGCGAAUGAAGAAUACAGCGCCUAAAGUGAAGCUUUUGGCUAGAGUUAAUUUGGUAGAUGAUAGGGGGUGUGUUGGACCGGCGGGAAAUGCUACUGCUUUUGAUCCCGAUGCUCCUUCAUCAAGCAAUUUCGCAUUUGGAACCUAUGCGAUAUUAGGCGCACUUCUCGGCGCCUGGCUAAUGGGCGCGGUGUUCGUGCUAAGCGCGCGGGUAGUCAAACGCGUGCUCAAGUCAUUCCGCCCCGCUCCCGUCUCCGCUCCGCUUGAGGCACUAAGUCGUCGCCCUGCUUGGUUCCCACUGCAGUUGCGUACAAAUAAUGAGAUUCCUGUGCGAGGCCAAAUGGAAGAGAGUCCGCUUUACACGCAGAAACAGUUUGAGAUUGAAGAGGAAGCCGGUGACGAGUGGGAGGUGAGCAGAUCCCGAGUACAUCUAGGGGCUCUGAUCGGCAGCGGUGCAUUCGGGAGGGUACAUGCGGCACAGCUAGACAUGCCAGGAGGGGAAACUAUUACUGUCGCCGCUAAGAUGCUCACAGAUGAAGUCACAGAGGAAGAGACGCAAGACUUUCUCCGUGAGAUUGAGAUGCUCAAACACGUGGGGUCACACAAGCACGUGAUCAGACUGAUUGCCUGUUGUACCAGGAGGGCGCCUCUCAUUGCACUCCUCGAACAUGCACCCAGAGGGGACCUACUGUCCCUCCUCCGAGCUGCCAGAGGCAAGAGGAAAGAAAGCCAAGCCUCUAAUGUCACUAGGAGAGUUGAUAGCUCCCAAGGAAGACCGUCCGAAGCUGAUUCCGAGUACACGAACCUAAGUGAUUCGGAUCCCGCGCUUUCAGAAGGUUAUGGGAAAUUGUACAUAGAUUGUGAUAAGAAGAAGGACCAUUAUGUAGCUGAACCUGCCCUUCAGUUGGAUGGCAGUACCAUGAGGGAAUAUGCUCUACAAGUCGCGCUUGGCAUGCGACAUUUAGAAGAAAGAGGAAUAACACACAGAGACCUAGCAGCCCGGAACAUCCUUGUGGACGGGGCUGGGAUACUGAAAGUGGCAGACUUCGGCCUAUCCAGGUCUGGUGUGUAUGUGCACACGAGAUCCAGGCCCGUGCCACUCCGGUGGUUAGCCCCUGAAGCUAUUCUUCACUCCCAGUACUGCACAGCCAGCGAUGUAUGGGCAUUUGCCGUUUUGCUGUGGGAAAUCGCAACUUUAGGAGGUUUCCCAUACGCUGAGCUCAGCAACUUGCAAGUUCCUCCAUUCCUAGCAGGGGGUGGGCGUCUUCCAAAGCCGGUGAGAGCCUCGCCAAGACUGUACCAGCUGAUGGUGGAAUGUUGGGCAGAAAACCCCAUAGAUCGCCCAACGUUUGCCCAAAUCGUGGAUAAACUGACAGUUCAAAAGCAACUGUAUGUAGACUUGGACUGCGUAUUCCCUCCUUCUGAAGACGAAGUCGAGGGCCUAAGAGACUUCGAUUUCAAUAUGGCGGACGCCAACGGUCAAAACGACCGGUGACCUAUGUAAAGACUGAAUAUUUUUAUUGUUAUUAUUGUCACCCUAUUUGCACAGUACACGUUUGUGAUAAAUCAAAA
This is a messenger RNA of Helicoverpa armigera (cotton bollworm), 2873 nucleotides long. Its product is annotated as myoblast growth factor receptor egl-15. Gene Ontology annotation, biological process: protein phosphorylation; cell surface receptor protein tyrosine kinase signaling pathway; positive regulation of kinase activity. Lineage: Eukaryota; Metazoa; Arthropoda; Insecta; Lepidoptera; Noctuidae. Gene Ontology annotation, cellular component: signaling receptor complex; plasma membrane. The transcript is spliced from 15 exons. The record is from RefSeq and is a predicted model, not a curated record. Bases 283 to 2796 code for a protein of 837 amino acids. Gene Ontology annotation, molecular function: transmembrane receptor protein tyrosine kinase activity; ATP binding.